Messenger RNA from Saimiri boliviensis boliviensis (Bolivian squirrel monkey), 5072 nucleotides. The record is from RefSeq and is a predicted model, not a curated record. NCBI's taxonomy places the organism in Eukaryota, Metazoa, Chordata, Mammalia, Primates, Cebidae.
CUUGCCUCCAGAGGUCCACUGGUGCCAGGACUUUGGCUGGGGUUUGGGGAGGUGUGGAGCCUCUGGGACAGAUGCAAGUCCCGCUGGGAGCCGGCCUCAGGCCAUUCGGAGGAGAAGAGCAACCCUGGCCUCCCUGAGCCCGUGAGGGUCUAUGGUGACUGUGCAGAGAGUCUGCAGGAAGGCCUGGAGAGCAGGGAGGAGUGCGUGCGGCUGGAGCCACAGAGGGCUUCCUGGAAGAGGCUGGUCUCGGGGGCUGGGUAGGAUCUGGGCGUUUCAGGGGUGGCCUGAGCGGUGCUGGUGGUAUGUGAGAGGCAUGUGGGUCAGUGGCUGUCCAAUGUGAUGGGAGCACCGGGGCAGAGGCAAUGAGGCUGGGCCCACUGUGGGGGACGGGCCCCUGGGUGUUCUUCCUAGGGUGUAGGGAGCUAGAGGGUGGGAGAGGGGGCAGCGGCCAGAGCACUGUCUGAAGGUAAUCUCAGGCUGGUCUGAGGGGGCGCUGCUCCCUAGCCUGUGUCACCCCAGGGGUUACCUCCCCACCCUGCUUUGUCCUUUGAAGCAGAUUCGAAUCCUGCUCUUGCCUCUGCAGCCAGACGGGGCUUGGCAAGGCAUUUUACCAGAGACCCUCCACCGUGCCGCCCAUGAAGUGGGGAUGACAAUCACCAGCACUUUCCAGGGUGGUGGCAAGGGUUGGGACUGGCCCUGGCGACAGCCUCCGGGAGGUGUGUGUGCGCGACAGAUGUGUGAAUCAGGAUCCCUGCAGCCGUCCCAUUUCCUGAUGAGUAAACAGCCUUCAUAUCCCGAACGCUGGGAUCCCCCCAGGACAUUCCCUGGCCCCCAGGCCCCAGGGCUGAGCUGUGGGCAGGUCCCACCUGGCCCACGGCUCAGAUCUCUGCAGACAGGUCCUCCAGGCUACCCGCUGCAGCGCCCCUGCCCGCUCUGUGCCGGCCCUGGGGCAGGCCUCUGCAAUGUCACUGCCUCUGCGCCCUCUCCUUCUCCUGGCCCUGGGCCUGAGGCUGGCUGGAACUCUCAACCCCAGUGAUCCCAACACCUGCAGCUUCUGGGAAAGCUUCACCACCACCACCAAGGAGUCCCACUCCCGCCCCUUCAGUCUGCUCCCCUCGGAGCCCUGCGAGCGCCCCUGGGAGGGCGCCCAUACUUGCCCCCAGCCCACGGUUGUGUACCGGACCGUGUACCGCCAGGUGGUGAAAACGGAUCACCGCCAGCGCCUACAGUGCUGUCACGGAUUCUACGAGAGCAGUGGCUUCUGUGUCCCGCUCUGUGCCCAGGAGUGUGUCCAUGGCCGUUGUGUGGCACCCAAUCAGUGCCAAUGUGUACCAGGCUGGCGGGGUGACGACUGUUCAAGUGAGUGUGCCCCAGGAAUGUGGGGGCCACAGUGUGACAAGCCCUGCACCUGCGGCAGCAGCCCCUGUGACCCCAAGAGUGGGGUGUGUGCUUGCCUUUCUGGUCUGCAGCCCCCAAACUGCCUUCAGCCCUGUACCCCCGGGUACUAUGGCCCUGCCUGCCAGUUCCGCUGCCAGUGCCAUGGGGCACCCUGCGAUCCCCAGACUGGAGCCUGCUUCUGCCCCGCAGAGAGAACUGGGCCCAGCUGUGACGUGUCCUGCCCCCAGGGCACUGCUGGCUUCUCCUGCCCCAGCACCCAUCCUUGCCAAAAUGGAGGUGUCUUCCAGGCCCCGAAGGGCUCCUGCAGCUGCCCCCCUGGCUGGAUGGGUACCAUCUGCUCCCUGCCCUGCCCAGAGGGCUUUCACGGACCCAAUUGCUCCCAGAAAUGCCGCUGUCACAACGGCGGCCUCUGCGACCGAUUCACCGGGCAGUGCCGCUGCGCUCCGGGUUACACUGGGGAUAGGUGCCGGGAGGAGUGCCCGGUGGGGCGCUUCGGGCGGGACUGUGCUGAGACGUGCGACUGCGGCCCGGACGCCCGCUGCUUCCCCGCCAACGGCGCGUGUCUGUGCGAACACGGCUUCACCGGGGACCGCUGCACCGAGCGCCUCUGCCCCGACGGCUUCUACGGUCUCAGCUGCCAGGCCUCCUGCACCUGCGACCCGGAGCACAGCCUCAGCUGCCACCCGAUGAACGGGGAGUGCUCCUGCCUGCCGGGCUGGGCGGGCCUCCACUGCAAUGAGAGCUGCCCACAGGACACACACGGACCGGGGUGCCAGGAGCACUGUCUCUGCCUGCACGGCGGCGUCUGCCAGGCUGCCAGCGGCCUCUGCCAGUGUGCGCCAGGCUACACGGGCCCUCACUGUGCUAGUCUUUGUCCUCCGGACACUUACGGUGUCAACUGUUCCUCACGCUGCUCCUGUGAAAAUGCCAUCGCUUGCUCACCCAUCGACGGCGAGUGCGUCUGCAAGGAAGGUUGGCAGCGUGGUAACUGCUCUGUGCCCUGCCCAUCUGGAACCUGGGGCUUCGGUUGCAAUGCCAGCUGCCAGUGUGCUCAUGAGGGAGUCUGCAGCCCCCAAACUGGAGCCUGUACCUGCACCCCUGGGUGGCAUGGGGCCCGCUGCCAGCUGCCCUGCCCGAAGGGGCAAUUUGGCAAAGGUUGUGCCAGACGCUGUGACUGUGACCACUCUGAUGGCUGUGACCCGGUUUAUGGACGCUGUCAGUGUGAGGCUGGCUGGAUGGGCACCCGCUGCCACCUGUCCUGCCCUGAGGGCUUAUGGGGAGUCAACUGUAGCAACACCUGCACCUGCAAGAAUGGGGGCACUUGCCUCCCUGAGAAUGGCAACUGUGUGUGUGCACCCGGAUUCCGAGGCCCCUCUUGCCAGAGAUCCUGUCAGCCUGGCCGCUAUGGCAAACGCUGUGUGCCCUGCAAGUGUGGGAACCACUCCUCCUGCCACCCCUCCAACGGGACGUGCUACUGCCUGGCUGGCUGGACAGGCCCUGACUGCUCCCAGCCAUGCCCUGCAGGACACUGGGGAGAAAACUGUGCCCAGCCCUGCCAAUGUCAGCAUGGUGGGACCUGCCAUCCCCAGGAUGGGAGCUGUAUCUGCCCCCCAGGCUGGACUGGACCCCACUGCUUGCAAGGUUGCCCUCUGUGGACAUUUGGUGCUAACUGCUCCCAGCCAUGCCAGUGUGGUCCUGGGGAAAAGUGCCACCCAGAGACUGGGGCCUGUGUAUGUCCCCCCGGGCACAGUGGUGCGCCUUGCAGGAUUGGAAUCCAGGAGCUCUUUACUGUGAUGCCUACCACUCCAGUGGCCUAUAACUCGCUGGGUGCAGUGAUUGGCAUUGCAGUGCUGGGAUCCCUUGUGGUAGCCCUGGUGGCACUGUUCAUUGGCUAUCGGCAUUGGCAAAAAGGCAAGGAGCACCAUCACCUGGCAGUGGCCUACAGCAGCGGGCGGCUGGACGGCUCCGACUAUGUCAUGCCAGAUGUCCCUCCGAGCUACAGUCACUACUACUCCAACCCCAGCUACCACACCCUGUCGCAGUGCUCCCCGAACCCCCCGCCCCCUAACAAGGUUCCCAGCCAGCUCUUUGCCAGCCUGCAGGCCCCUGAGCGGCCAGGUGGGGCCCACGGGCAUGAUAACCACGCCACCCUGCCUGCUGACUGGAAGCACCGCCGGGAGCACCCUCCAGGGCCUCUGGACAGAGGAAGCAGCCUCCUGGACCGAAGCUACAGCUACAGCAAUGGCCCAGGCCCAUUCUAUAAUAAAGGGCUCAUCUCCGAAGAGGGGCUCGGGGCCAGCGUGGCUUCCCUGAGCAGUGAGAACCCCUAUGCCACCAUCCGGGACCUGCCCAGCCUGCCAGGGGGUCCCCGGGAGAGCAGCUACAUGGAAAUGAAAGGUCCCCCCUCAGGAUCUCCCCCCAGGCAGCCUCGACAGCUCCAGCUCCGGGACAGCCAGAGGCAUCGGCAGCCCCUGCCACGGAGAGACAGUGGCACCUACGAGCAGCCCAGCCCCCUGAUCCAUGACCGAGACUCUGUGGGCCCCCAGCCCCCUCUGCCUCCGGGCCUACCCCCCGGCCACUAUGACUCACCCAAGAACAGCCACAUCCCCGGACAUUAUGACCUGCCUCCAGUACGGCAUCCCCCAUCACCCCCACUUCGACGCCAGGACCGGUGAGGAGCCAGGAUGGUGUGGCAGAGGCCACCACACCUGGCUGUUGCUGCCGAAGGCUGGGGACAGAGCCUGGUGUACCCUGCCAGGAGCAGGGAGUGGACCGGCAGGCCAUGAACACGAACAACGCUUAACGGAGCAAGUGAAUGGAGAGACGGGAGCCUCGUUCCCGGGUUCUACCGUGGGAGACCCUGGUCAGCAGGAGGCCUGGCUCCCUUUCCCACCCCACUGCUCCCAAGGCCUCCAGGGCCCUGUGUACAUAAACUGGUGGGUAGAAAGUUGCUAGGUAACUCUGAUUCCAGACUGAUUUCAAACAUGUGUGGGGGAACCUUUUCUGUGCACGCUCGGGCGGGGCUCCGUGUGUGUGUGUUUCUGUGAUUUUGGAAGGGUGCCGAGCACAGGUCGUCCUAGGGCACUAACUAUGUAGGAGGGAGAUGGACCCAACCCAAUUAACUCUGUGCUGAGCCACCUGUGUGCUCCGACCGCUAUAGACUGAAUAAGUUGGGGACUUCCCUAAAGGGUGGCAUUUCCAUGGGGUGACAACACAGAGCUCAGACGUGGGAAGGUACCAGGGGCAGCAGUGCAGGGUGGGUGGGGCCGAGGGGGCUGCGGAGGCUGGAGACAGGAUAUUAGGAGAGAAUAUACAGGCACGCCUCCAUUUAUUGCACUUCACAGGUAGUGGAAUUUUUAAAGAAAUGGAAGGUUUGGGGAAAUAUAGGUGACAGCAAUAGGUUAAGAAAAGCCAAGCAAAGAAAUUGAAGAUCUGUGUCAACACUGCUUUAAGCAAGUCUGUUGGUACCAUUUUCCCAAAAGCAUGUGCUCACUUUGGGUCUCCGCAUCACAUUUUGGUAAUUCUUGCAAGUAUUUCAAACAUUGUCAUCAUUAUUAUAUGUGUUAUAGUGAUCUGUGAUCCGUGAUCUUUGAUAUUAUUGUAAUUGUUCUGGGGCGCCAUGAACCGCACCCAUGUAACAUGGCAAGCUUAACCAAUAAACGUUGCAUGCGUUC